Molecule: messenger RNA, 2031 nt
Organism: Thyridium curvatum
Lineage: Eukaryota; Fungi; Ascomycota; Sordariomycetes; Thyridiales; Thyridiaceae
Exons: 1
Coding region: 1-2031 (676 amino acids)
Source: RefSeq, a predicted model, not a curated record
AUGCCGCCAAUUGCAGAGGUCCCUUCAUCGCUGGCUACAGCCAUGGCUAGCGGUUUCGACAGGCUGGAGAAGCUCUUCUCCAAGAAGAAGCAUGCCUCCACCCAAGCCGCUCCGCAACAUCAGCAUACGCUGUACAGAUCGGCUAGCGUCAUCGGCCAGGAUGCCUAUCUCGAGCCGUCUCCGCCUCUGUUCCCUCAACCCUCGUUCAUACGUCCGAAGAUGUCCAAGAUGGUGGCAAGACAGGAACAACGCCCCUCUUCACUCUCUGCCAAACGAUCAAGAAUCGGCCUGAACUCUGAGGCCUCAGUGCGCCUGUCGUACAUUAGCAGGACUCACACCAGCUCUGAGAGCAUUGCUACUGCCACUUACAAGCCUGUUGUUCCGACUCGAACCUCAUCUCUUCUAAGCAGGAGCGAUCACUCCUUGCAAUCCAUUGACAGCAAAUUACUGCAGUCAGGAGAAGCCGUCCCAAGGGCACCAAAGACAAGGCCCUCAAAGAGAGCACCUCCACGUCUUCAGCUGCAUCUGGAGGAGUGGCAAAAUCUCCAACCCAGUUUCCUUGGGCAGACUGGCAUGGACACGCCGCCGCUAUCGGAUCAAGAUGAGAGCAACCGCUACAAAGCGCAGACUACGCAACGUAGAAUAUCAAAGCCCUUGCCGCAACUGCCUUUGAACAACAUCACCCCGGAUUUGUCGCCAAAGCUGACACCCGUCCAAGACGACGAGGUCAGCUGCUCGUCCGAGCCAGAGCCUCAGCCUCUACUUCGUCGCGACUCAACAGAGACGACCAUUAGAGUGCCGCUUCCGCAUAUCGCGACUGCACUUAGGCAGUCAGUCGUGUCAACAAAAUCAAGAGAAUCCUCCGAGUCUAUGUUGACGGAGCCGGACUUCAGCGACUUCCUGGGUCUGAGUGACGAUGACCUGGCAGAGGCUCAGCCGCAGACACCGGAGCCUCUGCUCAGAUGCUCGACUCCAACCGACAGAGGCUCUGGGUCAGUCCGGAGUACACUGUCUCCACGAAGGCUCAGGGCAUGCGCCCCUCCAUCCACUCCUCCGUCCGUACAGGCUCCCGAACCCCCGGUAUCGCCCAAUUCGCUGCUUGGUGCGCCUCUGAAGCUCCUGCAGAGCCCGUUCGCCACCUCCUUCGCCAGCCAGGCGGCCACCGCAGCCGCAUUUGAGAUUGCACGCAUCGCCUCCCGCCACCAGUUCGACCUCGUCUACAUCGUCAACCUCUGGCCCAAGCGCAUGGCCUGCUUCCAAGAAGCCUCGCCCUGGGGCAUCUACUCUGCAGCCCAGCAGUCCUCAGCGAGCCCGGACUCGACCCCGCGGCAGACGCUCGCCUUCGACGUGCACAACAAGGCCCUGGACAACCGGGGCAGCUACGCGCACAUGACGGCCAAGUCGCCGCUGCGGGGCCGCAUCCUCGCCGCCUACGGCCUGGCCAGCGUCAAGAAGGCGCCCUUCCGCCUCUCGGGCUCCAUCCACGCCAAGAUUCUCAACAACGACGGCUGGGUCGAGUGCGACGAGCCCGACGCCGACGCGCACCAGUUCGCCCGCGGCUACGGCUGCGCCUUCUACACCAGCCACGCCCCGGUCACCGAGCCCGCCGCGUACGACGCGGACGCCGACACCGAGGGCGACGUGUCGUCGGCCCAGAAGCAGAAGCAGCAGCAGUCCACCGCCAGCAGCAGCAGCGGCAAGAGGGCCAGCAGAAUCAGGCAGCAGAAGCAGCAGCAGCAGCAGAGGAAGUCGCAGCAGGAGCUCAAGAACCGCGGCAUCGCCUUCGUCGCGUACCGCCGGCAGAGGGCCGACGGCGCCGACUUGGGCUGCGACCGGGCUACGCUGGCGGCUCUGUACCGCGACGCCGAGGCCCUGAUCGAGAUGAUCCUCGACUUCCACACCAUUCAGCGGCGGAGGCAGCGGCUGCAGGAGGAGCAGCGGAAGCAGAAGCUGAGCGUGUCGUCCACGCAGAGCUGCCGGAACCCGCUCGACUUCCUUGAUGACGUGAGCGCUGGAGCCGAGGGUCCUUGA